AUGGAUAUAAGAAAUUGUUGCCUUUCAUGCAAGAGAACCAUCAUGAAAUCAGGAAGCUAUUGUUGCAAUGAGAUUGAGCAUGCAAAUUGUAAAUCAAGUAAGAUGAGGUGGAAAGUGUUGUGGAUGAAGCUCAAGAAAGAGAAGAAGAAGCUGUUUGAGUCUGCAUCCUCUCCCCUUCAGGUCCCUUAUGAUCCAUACACUUACUCUCAGAAUUUUGACCAAGGGACUGCAAAGGAUGAGCCAGAUAACUUCUCUAGAUCCUUCUCUGUUCGGUUUGCUGAUCCUUCUACUUCUAGAGUACUUAUGAAGAAAAGGGUAGUUUGA
Glycine soja is the source of this 324-nucleotide messenger RNA. RefSeq lists its product as uncharacterized. The transcript has a single exon. Lineage: Eukaryota; Viridiplantae; Streptophyta; Magnoliopsida; Fabales; Fabaceae. The record is from RefSeq and is a predicted model, not a curated record. The coding region runs from base 1 to 324 and encodes 107 amino acids.